AUGGGUAUCACAGAAACUUGGUUCACAGAUAUUUCCCCAAUAUCUAUGUACAAACUCCCUUGUCUUGAUCUUAUCACUAACUCCCGGUCUGUAAAAUCCGGAGGUGGAGUUGCUUUGUACAUUCCGCUAAUGUUUCGACACCAAUAUUUAAGUGAACUGAGUAUUAUGAAAGCUGAUAUUGAGGCAUUAUUUGUCGAAAUUGUUGAAAUGGGGUGGAAAAAUAACUUGAUUGUCGGUGUUGUCUAUAGACCACCUAAAGGUAAUAUCUAUAACUUUAUGAAUGAGCUCAACUCACUUCUUUCUAACCAAUUACUUAAGGGUAAACAUUUAAUUUUAAUGGGGGAUUUUAAUAUAGACCUUUUAAAGGUUGAUCAAAAUUCUAAGGUUAAUGAAUUUAUUGAUUUAUGUACGUCCUUCUCAGUUUUGCCUCUGAUAACCAAACCCACUCGAGUAGAAAAUUCAUCGGCUACUCUUAUUGAUAAUAUGUUUUCAAACAUCCAGCCCUUCUCUGAAUCAGGAAUAAUUGUCACUGAUGUUUCCGACCAUUUUCUAGUCUUCACUGAACUCCUACGAUAUACUGGGCAAAAAGAUGCUCCCUUAAUACAAAGAAAGUUUGUAUAUAAUGAAAGGAACCUUUCAAUAUUCAGAGAAAGGCUGGCUAUGGGAAAAUGGGAUUCUGUUUUCUGUACUGAAGAUAUUGAAACUUCAUAUAACAAUUUUUUGAACACGUUUAAGGCUCUCCAUGAUGAUUUUUUUCAAAUGAAAGUUGUUAAACCUCGAAAGUCUAAAAAAUCUGCCCGAAAGUCUUGGAUUAAUAAGCAUCUUCUUAAACGGAUAAAUAAAAAGUGUCGGUUAUAUUGUAAAUGGAAAAAAGAUGGUACCAACAGUUCUAAGAUAGCAUAUGUUAAGUUUAAGAAUAAGCUCACAAUUGCCCUUCGUUAUGCUAAGAAAAAUUAUUUUCUCAAUAAGUUCAAAGAAGUAACAAAUGACUGUAAGGCAACAUGGAAAGUGAUUAAGAACAUACUAAAUUCUGAUAUUAAAAGUAAAUCGUCUGAAAUUAAGGAGAUAAACUUUAAUGGUAAACUAAUCCAGGAUUUUAGAGAAAUCAGUCACAUUUUUAACAAUUACUUUGCAAAAUCUGGGACCGAUUUAGCUGAGGCGAUCCCAUCAACUUCUAUAUUGCCAGGGAAGUUCAUGGGUGAUCCAAAUCCUAGAUCGAUGUUUAUCUUCCCAGUCACUGAGGCACAAGUAUAUAAUAUUAUUCGUAAGCUCAAGUCAAAAAAGAGUCCUGUGUUCGAUGACGUGUCAAAUGAUCUUCUGAAAAAUAUUUUUUUUGAAAUCGCUACACCUUUAACUUACCUUUUCAACCUCUCUCUGUCGACGGGAACGGUACCUUCAG
Anneissia japonica is the source of this 1399-nucleotide messenger RNA. RefSeq lists its product as uncharacterized. Gene Ontology annotation, molecular function: catalytic activity. The transcript has a single exon. The record is from RefSeq and is a predicted model, not a curated record. The annotation marks the transcript as partial. Lineage: Eukaryota; Metazoa; Echinodermata; Crinoidea; Comatulida; Comatulidae.